GGCAAGCUCAUGAUCACGCUCCGUCACUCUUGUGCUCGUCCUCCUCUUACAUGAACAGUACUUAUCCUAUUUAACUUCUGGUGGAACCUCGUCGGGUCGCGCUCUCGUACUACUGGAACGGUGGUACCAUAUACUUACAUGAAGAUAAGCACUCAUAAUUAUAGCUUGAAUUAUAGUCAAGGGUCUUCCUGUGCAGAGCUGUCAAUUAAAUUUAGCUCUUCUUCAGUUUCCCAGAUCUUAAGCUUGCCCAAUUGUUGCUCAUCACUGUUCAGCAAGAUAAGCGAAGCUACUGCUGCAUAGGCGUCACUCACAGUGCACUAUGAACAUGCGUCAUGCAUAUCGUGUUCUACACAAACUGCUGACUUUGUUUCGAACCAUGGCCAUUAGGCUUCCCAGACAAAUUCGGCACCCAUAUCAUAUUCUGCAGCGUAUACUUGGAUUUUUGACGUCCAGAUUUUUGCGCUCAAGUGCUGCACACGCGAGUAGCAACACUGGUCGCCAUAAAGAUGAAUGCCGCGAACAAUGCAGUCACUCUGAUGCUUCACCAGUAACUAUCCUCCCAAGCCUCUGCCACCCCUCCGAGUCUGGGCACUCAGCAAGCCGGCACUCGGGACACACUGCGGGGAACUUGUUUACCGAAGAAGUUGAGUCUAACCACGUCUCUGUGCCCAUCGGCACAUCGCUGCAUGACGAUACCCCUCCAAUUCUGAAGCCAAUGACUCCGAGUGACGUUCGACGUUACAGCAAAAAGUCCCAAAUUCAGUGGCAGGGGACGGAUACAGAUUUCCAGAUCCCACCAGGCCGGAAGGAUUUUUCGAUAUCUCCGGACAAGUUCAACGCAGGCGGUAUUACUUGGAAGUGCCAGAUCCAUCCUCACGGUACACUAUACUUUUCCAGCGAAUUGCUAAUAUGGAAGGACACGGAUAUGUCGACAACCGAGAUUCAAAUCACGGUGUUCACAGAUGCCGACGUACGCGAGCAGUCGAACUCUGAUGCAAUUGCUUCCUGUGUGGGAACGCUCUUCGAGCAAGCGCAACUCGCAGGUCACCUUGAAGGCACCCUCAUGGAGCUCACCGUUGAUUUAUCCACAAACGAUGGCGGGGAACUGGAAUGCAAGUACUAUUUUGUCGCACCCGAUUGGCGGAUUCUGUUUUGGGAAGACCAUUUUGAGGCGAAGCAUUUGUUUGGCGGGGUCAAAGGUGCUACGAAUGGUCACAUCAAAUAUGCCAUGGAGACUGAGUAUUGGAUGCACCGGGAGUUGUAUCCGAGCGACUGCAAGAUAACUCCUGAACUUCACCGUGAACUGCAGGCAAUGAUCCUCCAUGCUUAUACCGAUACUAUCUUUUCAGAAAUAUCUUUGGCUCCUUUUGACACGGAUGAGCUCCAGCGAGCUUUGAACAUUGUAGAUUAUUUGAAUGGCAUCGUCAACAAAUCUGAUUCAACAACAAACGGCGAAUCUGAUUCGACCGCAAAUGACGAAUCUGAUUUAACCACAAACGACCAAUACAUAUGGGCAUACGCUCGCUUAAUGCGAAUGUUCACUCGAGCCAGGCUUUCUAAUUUUUACGGUGAAAUAGGCACGAGGCUUGGUACAGAUCACACUGUUUAUGCCGACGACAACUCUAUCGACGAAAGAAGACCAAUAGUCAAGUUUUUCAACUUUGUCCUUUUUGGCUCUCCGUCCACCCAUGUCAGACAAAUCGAUAGCGUCUGGGUUGACCAAUCUGUCAACCGCCCGCGCUGGAAAAUGUUCAUGAAUAGGUUGACGAGCGAGUGGAGUGGAUUAGCAAUCUAUUCAACCGUCAUGCUAGCUGUGGACAUCAGUUUCCUCGCGGUGCCAGCGAUUGGUCAACGACCUUCGGCACAAAUCGCGUUAUACAUCUCGUCGCUCUGGUCCGUAGCUUCAUUGGUCGUUUCUGCUCUUCUUGCGCAAAGCGGCGGGCACCAAGACAGUAUAAACCGAGUGACUGCAUUCAUGACGCGCAUGACUCAGUCACUACAUGGCAAAGAGAACCUUGCGAUCAUCUUCAGCUUACCGUAUGCCCUUGUUAUUUGGGGGAUGGUUUUCUUUUUCUUAGCGCUGUCGCUUGUGAUUUUCCUAUCUGCUAAUGUCACGACUUGGUGCACUGUAGGGCCAGCUUGGUUACUCGUCGUCGGUUUUAUUAGCUGGCCAGUGUGGGCAGCUAAAAGGCCACCGAUUGGACAGCGGACGUCCUCUAUGGAUAGGAAGGGAAAACAAGAAAGCGGUGGAGGCUAGAAAUGAAGCCCACUGAGAGAAAAAGUGUUGAAAUAGCGUUGCUGACAUGUCUGCAGGUUCCAAAUUGAUUUGAUUCUGCCAUUGUGCCAAGGCCCAAGACCUCAUUCACAUUACAUGGCGAGCAAAUAUUGACAUAUAUCGGCGUUUCUAUUAUUGUUCUGCUUCUAUAUCACGACUGAGCUCCCCACUAUAGUAUAAUCUUAU
This is a messenger RNA of Suillus clintonianus, 2461 nucleotides long. RefSeq lists its product as uncharacterized. NCBI's taxonomy places the organism in Eukaryota, Fungi, Basidiomycota, Agaricomycetes, Boletales, Suillaceae. The transcript has 13 exons. The record is from RefSeq and is a predicted model, not a curated record. The coding region runs from base 320 to 2257 and encodes 645 amino acids.